AUGGGACCAACGAGCACAUGCUUUUUCAGCAGCUUCCUUGGAGACAGUGUUUCCGCGCAAUCGACGUGCAGCUUGUUCUGCAAUCAUAUCAGGCAAGAUACAAGCUUCAGGGUACUGGGGUCCAUUGACAGAAUCAAAGAGCAUCUGGUCGGUAUCACGGACUUGCCACUCGUUGGCAAUUUCAAUAGGAUCCUCCAAGCGAGUGAUACCGUCACGAGCCAAUACAACUCCAGUCUCAAACUCUCCCAUCAUACCAGUGCUGCCAUGGAAGCGUUCCUUACUGGCAUACUCAAUUCUCACCGUCACCAUGUCCUUGAAGGCACGGAGAACAAUCUUCUCAUUGCCAAACUUCUUCCCUUCACCAAGGUAGAUCUCAACGAUGUGGAAGUUCUUGUUAGGAUUGAAUACGUUGACCUCGAACCCAGCAAUAGAGGCAGGCAUGUCAGCCCCUUCCACUCCAUUCAGCAGGUACUCCCCAAAGGAACCAACCUCCAGGGUCUCAUCUCCAAUCUGCACAACAGCAGACUCAAUGAAGGAGUAGAAGUUUCGUGGACAGAUCUUGGUACGGACAUCCACAGUCAUGGGCAAGCCGGGAGCAAAGUGAGGAGCUUGGAUCAAGUGCAUGUCACAGGCUCCCAUGUAAUCAUAGAUUUGAUGUCCGGUCCACGUUUCAAAGUGGGGAUCUCCACCACCUCCUCCGGUGUGUGGACAGUCAGUCAAGACCAAGUUGGCAUACAAUUGAGCCGAAGUUGCCAUGCUCUCUUGAGAGAUGAACUGUGUCUUGAGUGGACAAGUAGGACAGGCACGGAAACCAAGCAAAUCGAUCUCAAAGUUGAUUCCUCCAGGAAGCGUGAGUGCCUGCGGUGCGGGAUUAUCAAUGAUAAAGAUCCUAUCAGAACAACCGCUGCCAGUGGUUACAUAUGGACAGGGCGAUUGGUGGUUUGGUGUUUCAUGAAUGGACAACUGGUAGACGAAUGUGUAGGGUUGGCUGUUUGCGGUAACGGUCACAGUGAGUUCCACAUGGCUAAUAGACGAUCCGCCUUGGAUUGGGUUGUUGUGAUGGGUCAAGGUACCAAUGGGAAAUUCGGGUCCAGGAACCACAGGUCCAUUGGGUACGUUGGAGAGGUUGUCAAGCCAGACUGGCCAUUACCAACAUCAACUCCCCACCAGACAAAUCCCGGACCAUAG
Seminavis robusta is the source of this 1188-nucleotide messenger RNA. Lineage: Eukaryota; Bacillariophyta; Bacillariophyceae; Naviculales; Naviculaceae. The record is from the annotation of a GenBank genome assembly.